AAUCGGACAGUAUGUACAAGUUCCUGCAGAUGUCAUCAGUGUAAAAAUAGACAAAAAACACAUCAGUAACCUAUAGCAGAGAUGAUGCUUUCAGCAAUAAGAUAAAUAGAAUGCUCCGCAGAAAAUAGAAGAGCAGAAGCAGCGGCUCUUUUUUUAUUAUUACUGAUGAGCGCCAUGAGGACUCGGGAGAGUAAACAUGAGAAGGGAAGCUUGUGGAUUUUUGGAUAUGGAUCAUUAGUGUGGAAACCGGGAUUUAGGUUUAAGAAGAGCAAAGUUGGCUACAUUAAAGGAUACAAGAGGCGCUUCUGGCAUGGAGAUGAUUUUCAUCGAGGGGACAAAGAAAAGCCUGGCAGAGUUGUCACACUAGUUGCUGAUCAUGAGGCUUGCACAUGGGGUGUUGCCUAUGAAGUGAGCGAAUCCCAGAUUGAAGAAACGCUCCAGUAUCUGAACAUCAGAGAGGUGGUGUUUGGGGGCUACCACACAGAGAUGGUGGAGUUCAUCUCCAAAGAGGACAAUCAGGACACCCUGCUGGCCCUCGUCUACAUUGCCACCUCCGACAACCCCAUUUACCUCGGCCCGGCCUCGGACAAGGAGAUUGCAGCCCAGAUUUCCAUUUGCAGCGGCAACACGGGUCACAACGCUGAAUAUUUGCAGCGGCUGGUGGAAUUCAUGAGGCUUUACUGUCCUGAUGUGGAGGACGAGCACCUUUUCUCUAUAGAAGCUGCUGUGAUUAAUAUUUUCCGUGAAUGUGGACGUCAAACUCUUUAGAUUCACACUACAGGGAGAUAUUAAAAAGCCUCUCAUUUAUUCUUAGAGUGUGAAAAGGGAAAUAAAUCUUGUCUUACUUUUAUUAGAUUUUGACAACAGGAUGAGAAAAACCAGAAGAUCAAACUAAGAAUUAUAUACUUUUUGAAACUUAUCAAAAAAGCACUUUUAUGGUAAAAAAUAACACCAAAAAGAGAAAUAUAUAUAUACAUUUUUGAUGAUCUGUUUUGAAAAUGUCUCAUAUCUGAUAUAUUUGUAUCUGUGACUGAAUUUUGAACCUGCACAGCUUGUCCUGCCUGUUUUCACAUCUCAUGCUCAAAGAAUGUUGACUCUUGCAGAGCUAAAAUGCUGAUUUUUCCUCACAGAGGUGCUAAAAUUUACAGAUUAUUUUCAUGA
Molecule: messenger RNA, 1161 nt
Organism: Oryzias melastigma (Indian medaka)
Lineage: Eukaryota; Metazoa; Chordata; Actinopteri; Beloniformes; Adrianichthyidae
Product: glutathione-specific gamma-glutamylcyclotransferase 1
Exons: 3
Coding region: 166-768 (200 amino acids)
Biological process (GO): glutathione catabolic process
Cellular component (GO): cytoplasm
Molecular function (GO): glutathione specific gamma-glutamylcyclotransferase activity; gamma-glutamylcyclotransferase activity
Source: RefSeq, a predicted model, not a curated record